Eleginops maclovinus (Patagonian blennie) is the source of this 8152-nucleotide messenger RNA. It is a transcript of the gene otofa, whose product is annotated as otoferlin a. Gene Ontology annotation, molecular function: calcium ion binding; AP-2 adaptor complex binding. Gene Ontology annotation, biological process: plasma membrane organization; synaptic vesicle priming. NCBI's taxonomy places the organism in Eukaryota, Metazoa, Chordata, Actinopteri, Perciformes, Eleginopidae. The record is from RefSeq and is a predicted model, not a curated record. Gene Ontology annotation, cellular component: synaptic vesicle membrane; presynaptic active zone membrane.
GUGAGAAGAGAUGUUAACCGGAGCAUAUCAUUAAAUCACUGUUUUUGUUUCCGUUUGUUAAAAAAAAACCCACAAAUUCUUAGCCUAUACAUGAUGCCCGUGUGGAAAACGAGUGUUGUGUCCAGACGCAAGGGGCGACUCAUCUAAAGAUCACUAAACACGGAUUGCACCAAAACGGUUCAAGUUGUAUCCGUGUGGAGUAAAAUUACUCCCUGAGAGAGAGGACUAAUGAUGGCUCUCAUGGUCCACCUGAAGACGGCCGCUCACCUUCGGGGGAAAGGUGACAGGAUCGCCAAAGUUACAUUCAGAGGUCUGUCCUUCUACAGCCGUGUGGCAGAGAACUGUGAUGCCGUGGCUCACUUUAAUGAGAUGUUUCGAUGGCCCAUUGCCAGCAGGCUUGAUGGAAACGAGAUGCUGGAGAUCCAAGUUUACAAUUACAGCAAAGUCUUCUCCAACAGACUGGUGGGGACUUUCUGUAUGGUUCUUCAGAAGGUGGCAGAGGAGGGACACCUCGAGCUGACCGACACGCUCAUCGACGACAACAACACAUCAAUAAAGACCAGCGUUACCAUAGAGAUCAAAUACCAGUCCAUGGAUGGCGCUGUGGGAGUGUGGAGCGACGGGGAGUUCCUGGAUGUUCCUGACGACCGUGAUGGGAUGUUUGCCUUUGAAACCGAGAGCUUGCUGUCAGGGCAAAGCCACGGGUCUGGGACGCCUCCUGGAAGAUCCUUACAGGGUUCCAUACCAACCUUCAGGAAAGCAGGGAAGGGAGUUUUCUCAGCCAUGAAGCUCGGCAAGAUUAAGAGCUCUAAGGACGAUCACAAGAAAGCAGAUGAGCCGGCGGUCCUGGAAAUGGAGGACCUGGACAGAAAGGCAAUGCGUCUUGCCGGGACAGUGGACCCAGACACCAUCUCCCUGGCCUCCGUCACCGCCGUCACGACCAACGUCUCCAACAAGAGGUCGAAGCCAGAUAUCAAGAUGGAGCCAAGCUCUGGACGCCCAGUGGAUUAUCAGAUCAGCAUCACUGUGAUCGAGGCCCGGCAGCUCAUAGGCCUCAACAUGGACCCUGUGGUGUGUGUGGAGGUUGGAGACGAGAAGAAGUACACGUCGAUGAAGGAGUCCACCAACUGCCCCUACUACAAUGAGUAUUUCGUCUUUGACUUCCACGUCCCACCUGACGUCAUGUUUGAUAAGAUCAUCAAGAUCUCGGUUAUUCACUCUAAAAAUCUUCUUCGGAGUGGGACCUUGGUGGGGAACUUCAAGAUGGAUGUUGGGACUGUUUACUCUCAGCCUGAGCACCAGUUUUACCACAAAUGGGCCAUCAUGUCUGAUCCUGACGACAUAACAGCGGGGUGUAAAGGAUAUGUGAAGUGUGACAUCGCUGUGGUCGGGAAGGGAGACAACAUCAAGACCCCACACAAAGCCAACGAGACUGAUGAAGACGACAUAGAGGGGAACCUCCUGCUCCCAGAGGGCAUUCCAGCUGAGAGGCAGUGGGCGAGGUUUUAUGUGAAGAUCUACCGCGCUGAGGGGCUUCCCAAGAUGAACACCAACAUCAUGGCUAAUGUGAAAAAGGCCUUCAUAGGAGAAAACAGAGACCUGGUCGACCCCUAUGUUCAAGUGCAGUUUGCUGGGCAGAAAGGGAAGACGUCUGUCCAGAAAAGCAGUUAUGAGCCCAUCUGGAACGAGCAGGUCGUCUUCACCGAGCUGUUCCCUCCACUCUGCAAACGCUUGAAGGUCCAGAUACGAGACUCGGAUAAGGUCAACGACGUCGCCAUAGGAACCCAUUUUGUUGACCUACGCAAGAUAUCAAAUGAAGGUGACAAAGGAUUCCUGCCCACCAUGGGUCCGGCUUGGGUCAACAUGUACGGGUCGACGCGUCAGUACACUCUGAUGGACGAGCACCAGGACCUGAAUGAGGGUCUUGGAGAAGGCGUGUCCUUCAGAGCUCGUCUCCUCAUCUCUAUGGCCGUGGAGAUCUUGGACACCACUUCACCUGAGCUCAUGAGCUCCACCGAGGUGCAGGCAGAGGGUGUGUCCAACAUCUCAGAGAGUGCCACUGGGAAAAUGGACGAGUUCUUCCUCUUUGGUUCCUUCCUGGAGGCCACCAUGAUCGACAGGAAGAUCGGAGACAAACCCAUAAGUUUUGAAAUCACAAUAGGUAACUACGGCAACCAGAUAGAUGGUGUAAGCAAACCUUCCUCGGCGAAGAAGAAGAAGAAAGACGGGGGGAAUGAGGAAGAGGAGAACGAGCUCAUACAGAACUCCAGUGAGGACGAGGCGGACGAGGAAGCAGACCUGAUGUCGGUCUCCUCCACUCCUCCAAUGAGGCCCGUCAUCACCGACAGGAAUUAUUUCCAUCUUCCCUACUUUGAAAAGAAGCCAUGUGUCUACAUCAAAAGCUGGUGGCAGGACCAGAGGAGACGACUUUACAACUCCAACAUGAUGGACAAGAUCGCUGACAAGCUGGAAGAGGGUUUGAAUGAUGUUCAGGAGAUCAUGAAGACGGAGAAGGCUUUUCCAGAGCGCCGACUGAGGGGAGUGCUGGAGGAGCUCAGCGUCGGAUGCAGUCGUUUUGUGAUACUGGCCAACAAGGAUGUGAACCAGCCAGGCCGAACCAAACUGGAUCGAGAGCGGCUCAAGUCCUGCAUGAGAGAGAUGGACAGCAUCGGCCAGCAGGCCAAGCAGCUUCGCACUCAGGUGAAGAAAAACACAGUCCGAGACAAACUCAAGCUGGUGCAGAACUUCCUGCAGAAGCUCCGUUUCCUGGCAGACGAGCCUCAGCACAGCAUCCCAGAUGUGUUCGUCUGGAUGAUGAGCAACAACAAGCGCAUCGCCUACACCCGGAUUCCCUCAAAAGACAUCCUGUACUCUAUAGUGGAUGAGGAGACAGGAAAAGACUGCUGCAAAGUCAAAGGUGUCUUCCUCAAGCUGCCGGGAAAGAAGGGCUUCGGUCCAGCAGGCUGGACUGUUCAGGCAAAGCUGGAGCUGUAUCUGUGGCUCGGCCUCAACAAGCAGAGGAAAGACUUCCUCAGCGGUCUGCCUAAUGGUUUUGAGGAGAUCAAAGCCGCUAAAACAGGCCCCGGUCUUCAAUCUGUCCCCCCCGUCAGCCUCGUCUACAACAUGAAGCAGGUGUUCCAGCUUAGAGCACACAUGUACCAGGCCCGCAGUCUGUUUGCUGCAGACAACAGUGGCCUUUCAGAUCCCUUCGCCCGGGUCUUCUUCUCCACACACAGCCAGGUUACCGAGGUCCUGAGCGAGACUCUUUGCCCUACAUGGGACCAGCUUCUGGUGUUUGACGAUGUGGAGCUGUUUGGGGAGGCCGGUGAGCUGAGAGACGACCCUCCGAUCAUCGUCGUUGAACUCUUUGACCAGGACACUGUGGGCAAGGCAGAGUUCAUAGGUCGGACGUUUGCUAAGCCCACCAUCAAGAUGUGUGAGGAGUACUACGGACCCCCGAGGUUCCCCCCACAGCUGGAGUACUACCAGAUUUACAGAGGGAACUCCACCGCUGGGGAACUGCUGGCUGCCUUCGAGCUGCUGCAGAUACCUUUCGAUCCGGAGGUGAUUAGGCGAGCCCUGAUCGCUGUCCAUAACUUUGCUGUCCCUCAAAUAAAGAUUGGUCAAGGGGGGAGGGCUGAACUGCCUCCCCUUGAAGGGUCCACAGUCGAGCGGGGGCCCAUUAUUCCCGUGCCGCUGGGCAUCAGACCUAUCCUGAGUCGCUACCGCAUAGAGGUUUUGUUCUGGGGCUUAAGGGACCUGAAGAGGAUUAACCUGGCUCAGGUGGAUCGGCCCCGUGUGGACAUAGAGUGUGCCGGGCGAGGUGUGCAGUCUGUCCUCAUCCAGAACUAUAAGAAAAACCCCAACUUCAGCAUCCUGGUGAAAUGGUUUGAGGUGGACCUUCCAGAGAACGAGCUCCUCCACCCUCCUCUCAACAUCCGGGUGGUGGACUGCCGGGCAUUUGGCCGUUACAUCCUGGUGGGGUCUCAUGCCGUCAGCAGCCUGAGACGAUUCAUCUACAGCGCCCCAGACAAGACCUCCAACAACUGGGCCACUGCAGCUAAGCUAAUGAAUGGCUACAUGGUCCUUACCAAUGGCGGCUCCCAGCCUCGCUCCUCACCCAGCCUUUCCUCUCGCACCCUCUCUCGCCCCGCAGGUGACAUCAUGGUGGACAUGGACUCAGAGCAUUCGUUCCGAAAGAUGGACACAGUGGUGAAGUUAGACGCUACGUCUGACGCUGUUGUAAAAGUUGACAUGACUGAGGAGGAGAGUGACAAAGACAAAAAGAAGAAGAAGAAGAAAAAGAAGGGAGGCAUGGAGGAAGAGGAGGAGACAGAUGAGAGGGUGCUGGACUGGUGGUCCAAGUAUUUUGCUUCUAUAGAGACACUGAAGGAGAGCCUUAGAGCCCAGGAGGUGGCCCAGGCCGAGGCGGAGGAGAGAGAGGACCUGGAGAUAGCAGCGGAGGCAGCAGAUAUCAAACCUGAUGACCUUGUUCUGAAAGGCUCCAAGACAAAAGACAAGAGCAAAGAGAAGAGGUUCUACAAGGACAAGAAGAAAGCUCAGGCUGCAGACAGCUCUGAGCGGCGGCCGGUUAAAGCAAAGGUGGACGAGCUGGUGGUUUACAACAAGGAGCUGGAGACUGAGUAUGGCAACUUUGCAGAUUGGCUCCACACUUUUAACUUGUACAGAGGAAAGGCGGGGGACGAUGAUGAACACGCUCAGGACGACGACAGGAUUGUUGGCAGAUUCAAGGGAUCCUUAUGUAUGUACAAGCUUCCUCUGUCUGAGGAGAUCACGAGAGAGGCAGGGUUCGAUCCUAAUAUGGGCAUGUUCCAGAGCAUCCCACAUAACGAUCCAAUCAACGUCCUUGUUCGUGUCUAUGUGGUCAGGGCUACAGAUCUGCAUCCUGCUGAUAUCAAUGGAAAAGCUGAUCCAUAUAUUGUCAUUAAGCUGGGCAAAUCAGAAGUCAAGGACAAAGAGAACUACAUCUCUAAACAGCUCAAUCCUGUAUUCGGCAAAUCAUUCGACAUCGAGGCCACCUUCCCCAUGGAGUCCAUGCUGACGGUGUCGGUGUACGACUGGGACCUUGUCGGCACUGACGACCUGAUCGGAGAGACAAAGAUUGACUUGGAGAAUCGUUUCUACAGCAAAUACAGAGCCACCUGCGGCAUUUCCUCCAAAUACUCUGUACAUGGAUACAAUAUCUGGCGGGACCCUAUGAAGCCCAGUCAGAUCCUGGCGAAGCUCUGUAAGGACGGCAAGAUCGACGGACCUCAUUACGGGCCGGGAGGCAAAGUCAAGGUGGCCAAUCGAAUCUUCCAGGGACCUACAGAGAUCGAGGAUGAGAAUGGUCUGAAGAAGCAGACUGAGGAGCAUUUGGCUCUGACGGUGCUGAACCACUGGGAGGAGAUCCCUAGGGUCGGCUGGAAGCUCGUCCCUGAACACGUGGAGACCAGACCCCUGCUGAACCCCGACAAGCCCGGGAUCGAACAGGGCCGUGUUGAGAUGUGGGUGGACAUGUUCCCGAUGGACAUGCCUGCUCCUGGACCUGCGUUAGACAUAUCACCACGGAAACCAAAGAGAUAUGAGCUCAGGGUGAUUAUUUGGAAUACAGACGAAGUAAUACUGGAGGACGAUGAUUACUUCACUGGGGAAAAGUCCAGUGACAUAUUUGUCAGGGGCUUUGAGCUUCGUGUUGUUAUUUGGAACACUGAUGACGUAAUUCUAGAGGACGAUGCUUUCAUGACAGGAGAGAAGAUGUCUGACAUCUAUGUCAGGGGAUGGCUGAAAGGGCAGCAGGAGGACAAGCAGGACACAGACGUGCACUAUCACUCCCUGACCGGGGAGGGGAACUUCAACUGGCGCUUUGUCUUCCCCUUCGAUUACCUCAUGGCUGAGGAGAAGAUUGUAAUUUCUAAGAAAGAGUCCAUGUUCUCCUGGGACGAGACUGAGUAUAAGAUCCCUCCUCGCCUCACGCUGCAGGUCUGGGACGCCGACCACUUCUCUGCGGAUGACUUCCUGGGCGCAAUUGAGUUGGACCUUAACCGGUUCCCUCGUGGCGCCAAGACGGCCAAGCAGUGUUCCCUUGACAUGAUCCGAAAUGAGCACGAGCUGCCAACCAUUUCCAUCUUCAAACAAAAGAGGGUGAAGGGCUGGUGGCCAUUUGUAGCUCGUGAUGAGAACGAUGAGAUGGAGCUGACGGGUAAGGUAGAAGCUGAGCUUCAUCUGGUGACAGCAGAGGAGGCGGAGAAAAGUCCUGUAGGCCUGGGACGAAAUGAGCCUGAUCCCCUGGAGAAACCAAAUCGCCCAGACACCACCUUCCUGUGGUUCCUGAGCCCGCUGAAAGCCAUCCGCUACCUGGUGUGCAACCGCUACAAGUGGCUGAUCAUCAAGAUGGUGCUGGCCCUGCUGCUGCUCAUCAUGCUGGGCCUCUUCCUCUACAGCAUGCCAGGCUACCUAGUCAAGAAGCUGCUGGGGGCCUGAGGGGCUGCUGGGGGGACAGGGUGGGGGGUGGCCGGCUGGAUACACGGACUGGGACAUGGGGGGAGACGCAGAGAGUGGGUGUUGUUCCAGAAGGAGACGACAAGGAGUAACAAAGGACUUAUCACAAGUCAUUUAUUUCUUCUCUCUGCUCCGAUGUGAUCGUCACAUUCAGCACGCCACCUCCCACUUUCGCUCUGGCAGAAACCACCAAAAUGACUCUUUCCCCACAAAUCAUGAGAACUGACUAAUGCUCCAUCAAAUCUGCAGCAAGCUAACAAAUCUAACAUCUGGACUCCAUCCUUGAACUGACUAGAAAGCAAUCAUUUGCCACAAAGUGUAACCCCUGAUAUUCUUACAGUUACAUGAAAGCAAUGUUUAUUUAUCUUUUCAUACAGUCUUUAUUUAUUUAUUUAAUUAAAUUAAAUCUAACUGAUGGGUUAGUGGUCAGACGAUUGCAUGGACAUUCAUUUUAAGGGAUGCUGUGAGAUCUCACUUUACUGCUAAAAUAAGUGCUGUUGAUUUACGUUAACAUGUCCAAAAUGAAUAUCUUUUUUGUAACACUUUGCUCUAACCCUCCUUUUUGAGGAUUUACAAGCACUAUAUAAAUACGUAUUUAAUAGUUUAAUGUAGAACACAGUAUUAUAUAUAGUUGUAAGCAGAAUUAAGGAAAUUAUAAGUGAUUAUUAAAACAUUUGUCAACAAUUAUAACUGAGGAAAUGUUUUAUAUUAUUACUCCUUUUCUUUUACUCUAUAAUAUCCUUUAUUAUCUGUUUCUACACCAGCAUUUACUAAUGAGUACCCAUAUGGGUUAUAGUUGUUGACAUAUAGAUAAAUGAUCACUUAUAGAUGAUUUUAACUACAUUUAUUCAAUGUUUAUACUGCUUGUAAAAGCUGAGUCGAAUGGAUUAAAGCAAAGAGUUACCUUCUUAUACCUUCUAUAGCUCUUGCAGUUUUUGCACACUUCAAGAAUAAUAAUGAAGAAACUCAAAUAGAUGUAUAUUUUCCUAAUGAAACCCAAUGAGACCUAGAACAAUAGUGCUUCAAAAUUAAUCAAAUAAUUAAUAAGUGUACAGGGUUUUAGUUCAAAUGCAAUGUAAAAAUGUUCAAUCUCUUGAAGCUUAGCAGCAAAGCCAGACUUGAGUCAAACCGUGUUUGCAAAUAAUUAUCAAAAAAGAAACGGAUAAAUCCAAAUGAAUUAUUUGCAAAUAUCUUUUGACUUAAUCUGGUCAAGGUCAUUACUGUUUUCUACUAAAUGUAGACCUAUAUGUGGAUAUGCAUGCGUCAUUGUGAUGAGUGACCCCAGAGGUCGUGUGUGGCAUGACUGUCUCUCCAGAUCACAGCCCUGCUCUCCUUCACACUACAGGUAUAAUGUAGAGAUCGUUUCAUGGGAACAUUGUUAAAGUGCACUUGAGUGGAGCGGUGGGGGUCCGGGGUUGAUUCUCUAAACUCCAGCUCUCGCUCCAUAUCAAAUGGAGUUGUUUGCCGUGUCCGUUGCUCUUUUUCAAAUUUGCCUGUGCCUGACCUGACUUAUGUUGCCGUCUCUGUUUGUAAUUCUGUGUUUCACCAAUAACAGAGUUACUGUUUGCACUACACUUGCCUGUUUUUACAAUCAAUUUCUGUUUAUAUAUGUGGUGAAAUGUGUGCAAUGUUUGUCUCUUGGCAAUUUGAA